This is a messenger RNA of Hyaena hyaena (striped hyena), 1831 nucleotides long. It is a transcript of the gene PPP1R3G, whose product is annotated as protein phosphatase 1 regulatory subunit 3G. Gene Ontology annotation, molecular function: glycogen binding; protein phosphatase 1 binding. Gene Ontology annotation, biological process: regulation of glycogen biosynthetic process. Gene Ontology annotation, cellular component: protein phosphatase type 1 complex. Bases 149 to 1171 code for a protein of 340 amino acids. NCBI's taxonomy places the organism in Eukaryota, Metazoa, Chordata, Mammalia, Carnivora, Hyaenidae. The transcript has a single exon. The record is from RefSeq and is a predicted model, not a curated record.
ACCCGCGGCUACGCAGCGGGACUGUCUUCUCCGUUCCAGCCCGGGGCGAGCUCCGUGCGCUCUUGCAACGACUCAAGGUGUUAAGUCUCCAGGGGAGUUCUGAGCCGAGGAGAAGCGAUCCGGACCCAUCUCUGAGCCAGGCGGCGUCAUGGAGCCCCAGGGGGCGCUAAGUUUGGAGAAACAGGGACCUGCGCUCUUUGGAGAGCCCCCGCCAGCUGAGGGGCUGCCUGCUCCGGGGGACGACGGCGGCGGCGCGUCGGACGCCCCGAGCCCCGACGCUGAGCCCUCGUCGGCGGAGUUAGAGGCAGCCCCGCAGGAGCCGGAGGAGGUGUUGGGGUGCCGCCGCCGCCUCCCGCGUUCCUUCUCCCUGCCCGCGGACCCGAUCUUGCAAGCGGCCAAGCUACUGCGCCAGCGCCAGCAGCUUGCCCUGGGGCUCGGCCCGGAGGGCGGCGAGGGGCCCGAGGGCGUGCCGCACGGCCCCGGCAGCUGCUGCGCCAAGUGUAAGAAGCGGGUGCAGUUCGCGGACGCGCUGGGGCUGAGCCUGGCCAGCGUGAAGCACUUCAGCGAGGCGGAGGAGCCGCAGGUGCCGCCCGCCGUGCUCUCCCGCCUCCGCAGCUUCCCCAUGCGCGCCCGAGACCUGGAGCAGCUUCCCGGCCUGCUGGCCGCGGCGGCGGCUGCCGCGCCCCUCACUGCGCCGCCUCCCCGGCUUCGGCCUCUUUUCGAGCUUCCCGGGCCGAGCGCCGCCGCGGAGCGACUGCGGCGGCAGCGCGUGUGCUUGGAGAGCGUGCAGUGCUCGGCGCCCUCGGGCGCGGAGGUGACGGGCUCCGGCCGGGUGCUGGGCUGCCCCGGGCCGAGAGCCGUGGCGGUGCGCUACACCUUCACCGAGUGGCGCUCCUUCCUGGACGUGCCGGCGGAGCUGCAGCCCGAUCCGCCCGCGGAGGCGCCGUCGGGGGGGCCCGGGGACGCCAAGGAGGAGCCGGGCGCCGAGCGCUUCCACUUCUCGCUGUGCCUGCCCCCGGGCCUACAGCCCGAGGAGGGGGAGGACGCGGGCACGCCGGGCGCCGCGGUCCACUUUGCCGUGUGCUACCGCUGCGCCCAGGGAGAGUACUGGGACAAUAACUCGGGGGCCAACUACACGCUGCGCUACGUGCGCCCUUCCGAUGCACUCUGAGCCCAAGGCCGGGCCCCAGGCCGCGCGUCGCCCCAGAGCAACCGGGUGACCCGCGGGGACGUUCUACCGAGCACCAUCCCCCGGGGAAGGAAAGGAGGGAGCGGCUCAAUGGAAAACUCUCACCGGGACAGAUUCGGCGAGAGAGCCUCGUGAGCCCGGGCCAAACACUGAAACGCCUCAUCCGUUUUCGCCUGGCUUAGGCCUUCCUCCGCUGCUUCUGGAAUUCUUGCCCUGCGUCAGAAUGGGAAGAAGUUCUCAAGACUCUGAGCCAUAGCUUCUUACAAGAAAAAGUCUCCUGACCCCUGUGCCCAGCCGUCAGAUCUUGGGAUUUGUUUAAAACUGUAGACAAAGUGUUUUAGCCGUUGCUGCUUGCUGGAGAUGCCUGAGUCCCAGGGAAAGGACAGGCAUCCCUCUGCAUCACGUCAGGAGAAUGCGCUGGACCGUGGGCGUGAACGGGAGCCUUCGCACAGGGGCCUGUUUCUCGGAGAAAACCGGGUGGGGUCUUGGCUAGACUGUCCUUUCUCUUAACUGGGAUCUGGGAGAUGUUUGCACAGACUGGACGUUACUUCCUUGGGCCUACGUGUACAUAUGUCCUUUAAAAAAGUAAAGGCCACUUACUUGCACACUCUUUUAUGCUGUACUUUAUAUUUCACCUCCUGG